GUUAACAACUGACAAUCAGCAGUACAACUUGUUAAUACGCAUAACCGUAGAGCACGGGAAAAAGAAUAAUAAAAAUGAAAACUUUUAUGUUAUGCAUGUUCGCCAUCGUCCUGGGAGUUGCAGCUGAACCUGAAGCGGCUGCUGAGCCCCAAUACUAUCCGAAACCAGCCUAUCCAGCUCCUUACGGCCAGCAAUACAAAAGCGAGUACGACUAUUGCGACUCACGAAAGGCACCAAAGUGCGCUAAAACCGGCACUGAAACAUUUUGUCUUAAAGACACUGAAUAUCCAGAGAAAGAAGUCAAGUACGCCAUCGAUUACGACCCGUUGGUGUUGAAGAAAUACGCCGAUGUUGCUGAUCAAUCGGCCGAUAAUUUGGUCGAUGGACUGACCUCCUUGUCGGAGAAACAUUUCGACUAUUCCGAAUACCACGGCAAGACCUUUGAGAAGGGCAACUGGGUUGGGGGUGAAGGAUACAUCUGCCCUAGCGAUGUCGUUUAUGCUCGUCCACUCCGCGCAAUGAAUGUCGAUGGAGAAUGGCGGGUCAUCGUCCAAGAAAACGCCUGGCCCGGAUACACCCAAACCCACCGCGUCGAAAAUUGUUUGUUCCCCGGUGCAGCUUGUCGCACCCUGGCCCCUUGUUUCGGCAGCAAAUGUCUGCAAAAAUACGUUUACCAGCGGAUGCUUUCCUUCGAUCCCUGCGAUCCCCAGAAGGGAAUCUUCAUCGACAUCUACAAGUUGCCAUCGGCCUGCUCUUGCCACAUUCCCAGUCCACUGCAUUGAAUUAUUAAUCUUUCCGACUAAUAUCCUGCUGUCCUUAUGUCCUAUACUAUCUAUUUAACAUGCGUCGCACAUUAUUUGAAUUUUACUGAAGAUUGAGCUUUUAUAUAUUUACUUUCUUCUUUUGAUCUUAAUAAAGUAGAAAUGAAAAAAGAA
Daphnia pulicaria is the source of this 935-nucleotide messenger RNA. Its product is annotated as neurotrophin 1-like. Gene Ontology annotation, biological process: innate immune response; regulation of Toll signaling pathway; central nervous system formation. The record is from RefSeq and is a predicted model, not a curated record. Gene Ontology annotation, molecular function: Toll binding; growth factor activity. Gene Ontology annotation, cellular component: extracellular region. The transcript is spliced from 3 exons. The coding region runs from base 75 to 782 and encodes 235 amino acids. NCBI's taxonomy places the organism in Eukaryota, Metazoa, Arthropoda, Branchiopoda, Diplostraca, Daphniidae.